Linum trigynum is the source of this 3906-nucleotide messenger RNA. Lineage: Eukaryota; Viridiplantae; Streptophyta; Magnoliopsida; Malpighiales; Linaceae. The record is from the annotation of a GenBank genome assembly.
AGUGAAGAAUGAAUAAGAAAAAUUCUUCCCCUCUCUUCUCUUGUGUCUUUGUCUCUCUAAUCUUCUCUUGUAGUUGUUUAUAUUUUCAUUAGUUGUUUAUAUUUUCAUUAGUUUUACAACGGCUAGAAAAUUUUCUAAACUAAUCCUCAAACUAGUAAAAGGCUUUUUUUAAACUAAUCAUUAAAGCAUUUCUGCUAAUUAAUGUUCAUUUGUUGUCUCCCGAUUCGAUCUGGAUCGAAGAAACAUGAUUAGGAGAUAAUCCACCUUCCCUCUCACUCUCUGACACCUCAGUCAGUUAGUCUCCUGUCUCUCUCACACUCCCGUCUGACUCAUCUUCUUUUGCUACGGGAAGAUCUCAAGACCAAUCAAAGUCCUAAAAAUAAUUAAUUUUCAGAGCCGUGCCCCCUGUAUAGAUUGUUUGGAAAAAUACAAGUGGGGAGACAGACAGACAAUACAAUAGAGAAUUUCAAGAAUAAUAGUCGUCGAAGAAAAAAAAGAGACCCCUUUCCAUCCAGAAAAACACUGAUAUUGAUCGAAUCGUGCCUUCGUUUCUUUCUUUCUUUUUUCUUCCUUCUCCGCCUUCCUCCUUCGGUAUUUUCCUUUCAGUUUCAGCCCCCUUUUCUGGUUUGCCCGGAAAAAAGAACACGUUUUCAGAUGAGAAGAAGUAAAGAAAGGAAGUAAAGGUGCCAUCUGGGACUCCUUCUUCUCCAUGGCUUCUCUCUGGUCCUUCCUCUUCCUCCUCUCCUCGUUUUCUAUGUUCGCCUGCUUCUCCUCCGUAUCCAGCGAGGAGAAUGACAUCGCCAUCACGCCCAUCAAUCGAGAUCUCUACCAUUCCAGUUCUGAUUUAUUGGAGCAGAUUAAUUCGUUGGUUCAUCGUCACCCUGACAAGCUCACCAUGGAGACCAUAGCCAAUGGGAACAAAGGCUACCAAGCAGAGAUGACCGUAGUUACUUACUCCAGAAGCUCGAUCAAGGACGGUGAUGACCGGUCCAAGUUUCGGAUUCUUCUGAGUUUUGGGCAGCAUGGAAGAGAACUCGUUACCACGGAGCUCGCACUUCGGAUCUUAUCUAUAUUGAGUGAGGAACAGUUCCUGCCUAAUGUGGAUCGCGAUGCUUUCAACAGCACCCUGGACAAGCUUGUCAUCAAGAUGGUGCCAGUGGAGAACUUGAAUGGCCGAAAACUUGUUGAGCAAGGAGAUCUUUGUGAGAGGAGGAACGGAAGAGGAGUUGAUCUCAACAGGAACUGGAGUGUUGAUUGGGGUAAAAAAGAGAAGGAUUAUGAUCCUUAUGAAGAGAAUCCAGGCACUGCUCCUUUCAGUGAGCCUGAAACCCAAACAAUGCGGAGACUUGCCUUAUCUUUCGAUCCUCAUGUUUGGAUUAAUGUACACUCUGGAAUGGAGGCUUUGUUCAUGCCUUACGAUCACAAGAACACGACGCCCGAAGGAUCUGCCUCGCAAAAAAUGAGAUCAUUGCUCAAUCGAGUGAACAAAGAUCACUGCUAUGAUCGUUGUAUGGUUGGAUCUGGGGGAGGCUCUGUUGGGUAUCUUGCCCAUGGCACAGCAACAGAUUACAUGUACGAUGUUGUGAAAGUUCCCAUGGCUUUCACCUUUGAGAUGUAUGGGGAUUCCACAGCUUCAGCAAAGGACUGUUUCAAAAUGUUCAAUCCUAUUGAUCAUGCUACCUUCAAUAGAGUUCUCAACGAUUGGUCGGCUGCAUUCUUUGAGAUUUUCAAAACAGGACCAAACCACAUGGACGAAGCCCAUUCGAAGGCAGCUGCAUCAGGCCAGGAGAAGUUUGUAUCAAUCGACGAGUAUCUUGAUGGAUACUUGAUGGAGAGAAAGAAUAGAUAUGGGAAGAAGAUAGAGGUUUUGGAUCUAGGAAUGCAGGAAAUAAGAACAUAUUUUAGGCUAUUUUUGUUGUCAUCAGUCCUAUUGUUGUUCAUGUUUUGUUCUAGGAUUUCUAAGAGCAUGUCUAGCAGACCUAUUGUCUCAGCUUUACCUCUCUAAGAGACAGGUUUGAGAGACAGAGAUUGUAUGUUGUAUUCUUUUUUUAGUAAGAUGAUCUGAUCAUUGUAAUUAAACUUGAUGUACACCAUUUUUGGCCCUUCAUGGAGAUUGAGUUGUUCCAAUACCAAAGUUGAUAAGUUGUCGGUAAGGAGGGGUGGGAUUCUAUCAGAUCGGUGUUGUAACGAAUUAUAAAAUUGACAAUGCUGUAAAGUAAAGAACACCUAGAUUUAAGUGGCUCACUAACAUGAUUCAUGUUAACUAAUCCACGAGUAAUCCACGAGUAAGAGAUAUCAGUUUCACUAUAUUUGAGCAUAUAUAUUAUAUAUAGUACCGUAAUUGAGAGUAUAUAUAGAACAUAAAAAUGGGGUAAUUAGUAUAAACGGUCACAAACCUAUUCACUUUGUAGGAAACGGUCACAAACCUUUAAUUUUGCACGUUUUAGUAACAUACGUUUGAGAGAAUAACAAAAUGAUCAUUCCGUCCAUCUCCAUCCAGAAAAACCGUUAAUUUUGUCGAGUCAGCAUGCCACGUUACUUAAAAUAUUAAUAACAACUUUGAUGAGCAAACCCAAUUGAACCGGACUGCCCAACCGAAAGCCAUAACUCUAUACCACCCAACAGAGCGAAUCAGCGAAGGGACACCUCCCAGGUCGCGCCGCCGAUAGCCAAAAACCAUUGAAGGGUUGCCGAUAGCUUCUCCGGGUCGCGUCGCCAGCCGAAACCAACGAAGGGUCGCCGCCUCUUUCCCCUGCUCAAAUCGAAUCUCCUAGCUGAAUUGUCUAUUGCUUUCGCUAAUGGUUUCCCGGAUGAGCGAUGUAGAUAAUUUCUGGUUUUUUGUAUUUGAUGGGUGUUUUCUCGAUCAUUGGUAAUUGGUCUGGGAAGGCUUGAAUGAGAUUGUGUUAGAAUGGCUUGCUUCAUGAUAAGCUGGGAAUUUUGUUAGCUUCAUAGCUUUAGGUUUCAUAAAGGGAGAACAGAACAGUUACUUGUUGUUAAUUUAUGUUGCAGUGAAAGUAGGGAUUCCGGAGUUCUUGAAUGGAAUAGGGAAAGGUGUUGAGAACCAUGCGGCCAAGAUUGAAAAUGAGAUCGGAGACUUUCAGAAACUUCUCGUUAGCGACGCAACCAGGGCGGCAACCCUUCGUUGGUUUCGGCCUGAGACGCGAUCCAGAGAAGCUAUCGGCGACGGGAGACUGUUCUGUGGGUGCGAUUCUGGGGACGACGGGAGAAGCUAUCGACGACCCUUUGUUGGAUUCUGGAUAUCGGCAACGCGUCCUGGGCGGACAACCCUCCAACAUUUUUUUUACUAACUAGUCUCCAAGAUUUUGGGUGGUACAGAGUUAGGAUUUUUGGUUGGGCAGUCCGCAGUGCGGUUCAAUUGGAUUUGGUUAUUAAACUUUUUUAUUAGUAUUUUAAGUGAUGUGGCGUGCUGACUGGAUAAAACUAACGGUUUUUUGGACGGGAUGGACGGAAUGACUAUUUCGUUAUUCUCUCAAACGUAUGUUACUAAAACGUGCAAAAUUAAAGGUUUGUGACCAUUUUGUACAAAAUAAAUAGGUUUGUGACCUUUUAUGCUAACUAUCCAUAAAAAUGUUAGAGAGCUCAGAGCAGGCCAAAACAGUAAAACGUAGCAACCAGGAAAGUUACGUAUGUACUUCUGUGAAGAAACAACACGAAUAUGUAACACCUGCAGUGUGAAGAAACCCCCAAUCGGUUUGUAUAAUACAAGAAACUAGGUAGAGGACGUGCCUAGAAAAGCAAGCUUGCGUCUUGAAUGCAAGGAGAGCGAGCGUGAAGCACCCUUUACAUCUUUACAAGCUUUGAGUUUGGGGUCGGUUAGCAUGCUAACCGCCUUAGGGGUUGGAAAAAUGACACCCCUAGUAUAUUAAAUACAACUAUAGAAUUUAA